AAAUGUGCCUACCCAAAAUGAAAUCUACUGAUUAGAGAAAUGAUAAUGCUUGUCUCUUAAAUUUUAGGAUUGAUUUUUCUUAAAUUAUUGAAAUAUUUGAAUUAUGUAUUCUUAGAUGAUGAUGAUUACACUAAAUUUGAAAUAUGAUAACAGAAAUUGCAAUGAUUCAACUAAAAGUUACAUUUUCUUUAUAAGACAUGAUAUAUUUUCCAUUUAGAAAUAAAUAUCUAUUACUCAUAGUUUCAAUACCUUACAUUUGAUUAGCUGCAAUCAACGAAAAAAUUACACAUUGGUCAAGUGAAUCAAACUUUGAAGAAUUGAUAAAUUUUUAGUGUUUUUAUUAACUUUUUUUAUAUUUUUUCUAUUAUAUUUUUAUCGUAUAGGUAUACUUAGUAUUGCUCAAAUUAUUGAUUUUUAACCACACUAUACGUUUUUGUUUAACUGAAGUUAGCUAUUCAUUUUAAGAAAUAUAUUUUAGUAAUUUAUAAAUUACUGAAAUAAAUGCAAUUAGUCUAUAGUUUACUUACAAUAUGUAUCAAAAAAAUUCAAAGGAGAGAUAUAUUUUUUCAUCAUCAACAUUUCGCUAUUGUUUUAUAUUAGUUCUUCUAUUUUGUAUUUGGCAACUUAUAAAAAUCACAACAUUUUUAUUUAAUAAUGAAAAUCAGAUAUCUCAUACUACAUUAUUAGAAUCAAAAAAAAAUUAUUCAAUUAAUAGUUACAAUCAAACUAAGUCUUACUAUUUACCAGUAAGUGUUUAUUAUGAAGCUUUAUGUCCUGAUUCAAGGAAUUUUUUUAUUAGACAUUUACUUCCAUCAUACAACAAAGCUCCAAACUACUUCAAAAUAAAAUUUGUACCAUAUGGAAAAGCUAAAACUGAAGAAAAUUCUGAUGGUACAUUUACUUUUGCAUGCCAACAUGGCCCAUUAGAAUGUCAUGCUAACAAGAUACAUUCGUGUGCUGUACAGCAUAUAAAAGAUGGUAGUGUACUGAUAAAUUAUUUAUCUUGUAUGAUCGAUGAUAACUCGGAACCUGAAAAAAUUGGAAUACUAUGUGCUAAAAAUUUCAAUGUUAAUUGGAAUAAAAUAUAUAGCUGUUCAGAAGGGAAAGAAGGUGAACAACUUUUAAAAUUAAAUGGGGAUGAAACCAACAAACUAUGGCCUGAAGUUUCUUUUAUACCUACAAUUCUUAUCAAUGAAAAACAACCAAGGCAGGCAUCAGUUUUAAAAGAUUUUUGGGGAAUGGUGUGUAAAUAUUUUCCAUCUGAGUUAAAACCCAGCUCGUGUUAACAUUCUCAAGAAAUUUUUUAUUGUUUUAAUGACUACAUAAUUUGUUUUUUUUUACUGUGCAAUAUGUGUAUGUAAACUAUAUUUAUGUGAUAUAAAAUUUAUUAUUCUAAAAUACAGGUAUACUUGUUAUUUUUAA
Messenger RNA from Daktulosphaira vitifoliae (grape phylloxera), 1422 nucleotides. RefSeq names its product GILT-like protein 1. Lineage: Eukaryota; Metazoa; Arthropoda; Insecta; Hemiptera; Phylloxeridae. The record is from RefSeq and is a predicted model, not a curated record. Gene Ontology annotation, molecular function: oxidoreductase activity, acting on a sulfur group of donors, disulfide as acceptor. The transcript is spliced from 6 exons. Bases 531 to 1286 code for a protein of 251 amino acids.